This is a messenger RNA of Aspergillus melleus, 1545 nucleotides long. RefSeq lists its product as uncharacterized. The transcript has a single exon. Lineage: Eukaryota; Fungi; Ascomycota; Eurotiomycetes; Eurotiales; Aspergillaceae. The record is from RefSeq and is a predicted model, not a curated record. Bases 1 to 1545 code for a protein of 514 amino acids.
AUGUCUGGAUCAAAUCCUUUCCGCCCUAAGAAGUCAGAGGGUGAGUUGGACCUGUCAUUGCCGGUUUCCUCGAGUAUCGACUCUUUGGCCGUUGCAAGGCUGACCAUCGUAGAUCCCGCAGGGCACCCUUCAUCAUCAUCUCAUUCGACCGCUGGGAGUUCGUACUUUUCCGUACCUCCUGUGUAUACUGUCCCCGAUCCUUCCUUCAAUCCGAACGGCAUUCCCGACCUCCCUUCUUCCAACCCCACGCCGAGCCACGACGAUUCAUUGUCCUCGGACGAUCAGUCCCUCUCCGACCCCUUCCAACACUCGGACCUGAGUGACGAUGAUGGACCACGACGAAGACCAGCGUCGAUUCCUACGUCAAACCCUACAAACGUCCCUCGAGAGCCCCUCGACGAAGAUUUCCGCCGAGCCCGGCAGCCCGGUCUUCCCUCCACCCCUCCUAUUUCCGCAACAGCCUUCGAGUCAUCUGCUGGGCCACCGGCGAGGACGCGAACCCACGACCAGUUUCCGGGACAGGAAAACGCGAGACCGCUUGGCGGGAACGCGCCCGUGGCCAGCUCGAAUGCAUCUAUCCGGUCAUUGACCCCUCAUGGCGGGACCCGUACUACUAACAGUAGCGUCACGGACGUAUCCCAAACGCCGGCGCAUCCGGGCAUUGCAAACCUCCCAGGGGUCGGGCGAGAUUCCAAACAUCUUGCUAGCCGUCCAAGUAACCGGGACAGGGUCCCUCCGCCUCCACCGAAAAGUCACCAUGGGAAAUUGAUCAGUCCCACCUCUAGCACGGCGUCUUCUCUAGCUCAACCUGCACCGGCCAGGCCGACCAACCGCUAUUCCUUCCAUGGCUCCCCCUCGGAGGCCUCACUUUCGCCUCGACUCUCUCAAUCCCAGGGCGACUAUUUUGCUGGCCUGGGAGAGAGGCAAGCAUCGGAGAGACCACCAGAAACUUUGCGACGGAGUCAAUCCCAACACAAACGACCCCCAACGCCACCGCUCGCGCGGCGACACAGCCAGAUGAGGCGAUCGAAAACGACGCAUUCCAAAGCCAAUACGUCCCGGUUAUCGAUGCCGCCUAUCAAAGUGGAUGUCACCGCCGAAUCACCUCCUCCGAGCCCGGGCUCUUGGUCGUUAAACCCGUCUCGAACUCGGGAUGCGCGGGUCGACACCUCGUCCUCUGACGAGAACUCUUCACAGCCCCCUCCUCUUUCCAUCCAAACUUCGGUGCCGAAAUCGUCGACAUCGGUGGUAGACACCUCGGCCUCUACGUCGCCUUCCAACUCUAAGGCGACGGCAAAUAAAAGGGCAUCGCAACAGAACCCUCUGCCCCCUCCUCCACCUCCGCGACGCACACGGGGAUCUAGUAAUCACAGCAGCGACGACACUCGUUCUGUAAGUCUUCGCUCGGAGAAGCCGGCGGAUGAGAAGCCUGCGUUUACACCGGAGCCGUCUAAUGCACGCGACAUCCUGGCCGACUUGACCCGCCUGCAGAAAGAGGUGGACGACCUUCGCGGCCACUAUGAAAGCCGCAAGGCCAGCCACUAA